UUACGGCGCAUCGGCGCGGUUAAAGUGAACGGUUAAGCGGCUGGAGAGGACCGACAAACAUCCCGCAUCCCACCUUCUCUGGGCGCAGCCUCCGCGCUCGCACCGCCGGUCCGAGGGAAGAAUGGCAGCGCGCCCUCUUUAUUCGCACGGGGACCCCGCGUUGAAGAAAAGAGACGACUUGGAGGACAUGCUGGAGGAGAGAAGGAACUCCAGCGACCUGAGAUAUGCCCUCAGGUGCUACUCUCCCGUGCUUUACAAGGGAGUCGCCCCCUGCGAGGCCGGCAUGCUCAAGACCAUGGUGCUUCAGUCUGAUCAGCUGCACUAUGUCGUCAGUCAGGUUUCCAAGGAGACAGGAGAGGCUAUCGAUGUCAUCAAGGAAGAGGCGUCAGACAUUUUGGAGGAGAUGGCUCAUUGUCUGCAGCUUAGCACUGUGCGUUUCUUUGCCUUCACGCUCAGCAAAGCCUUCAAAUCCCUGUUCAGGAGCAUCCAUGUUAAUGAAGAUGGCAUUCAGAGACUCCAGCAGGCUAUACAGGAGCACCCUGUGGUUCUUCUGCCCAGUCAUCGUAGUUACAUGGACUUCCUACUGAUGUCCUAUAUCCUGUAUACCUACGACCUAGCUCUGCCUGUCAUCGCUGCUGGCAUGGAUUUCAUGGGGAUGAAGUUUGUGGGAGAAAUGCUCCGUAUGUCUGGAGCGUUCUUCAUCCGCCGGUCGUUUGGAGGAGACAAGCUGUACUGGGCUGUUUUCUCCGAGUACGUCAAGACCAUGCUCAGGAAUGGCUUUGCACCCAUUGAAUUUUUUCUAGAGGGGACCAGAAGUCGGACAUGCAAGUCUCUUACUCCUAAAUUAGGUCUGUUAAGUAUAGUGAUGGAUCCGUUCUUUAAAGGAGAGGUGUUUGAUGUCAGCUUGGUUCCAGUCAGUAUCAGUUAUGAAAGGAUCCUGGAGGAGGCACUCUAUGCCAGAGAGCUGCUGGGCGUGCCCAAACCUAAGGAGUCUACUUCAGGCCUCUUUAAAGCCAGGAAGGUUCUGAGUGAAGACUACGGCAGUAUCCAUGUGUACUUCGGCCAGCCUGUGUCAGUCAGAAGUCUAGCCCAGGGCAGGAUCAACCGCUCUCAUUUCAACCUGAUGCCAAGACACAUCCCCAGAAGGCCCAGUGAGGAGACACAGGCCUUUGUUAAUGACGUGGCCUACAGGCUGGUGCGGCUGCAAGAGGACAACAUGGUGCUGAAGCCAUGGGUCCUGUUGGCUUCGGUCCUGCUUCAGAAUCACUACCAGGGCCAGGGGGGCGGCCAGCAGCAGGGGAUAAUGGUGGAUGAGCUGACCAAACAAGUAGACUGGCUCAGAGGCCUUUCCCGGGAAUGUGGAGCCUUCCUGCGCUGGCCUGACCACAUGCCUCCGUCUGAGGUGGUCUCCUCCAGCCUGUCCUUGCAUCGGGGACUUGUGACAACUUGUGACGGCCGGGUCCAGCUCGCAUCGGGAGAACCAGGAGGGCAAGUGAAGCCAGGGGAGCGUCCUCUUGAUGCUACCCCAGAAGAGAAGCUCUUCAGUCAGGCAGUCAUUGUGCUGUCCUGUGCCUCCUACAGGAACCAGGUGCUGCAUGUCUUCCUCCGACCGGCUCUGCUUGCUGCAGCCAUCAACAUCUCUACCUCUACCAAGAAAGAGGACGUGUACAACAGCUUCAGCUUUCUGAGAAACGUGUUCUCCAGCGAGUUCAUCCUCUGUCCUGGAGCUGCUGUGCAGGAUUUCGAGGAGGCGAGCCACCUGCUUGUGAAGACAGGAGCACUGCAGGUGUCCCAGCAGGAGGUGCUGGUGACAGAGAGAGGCCGCAGAACAUUGACCUUCCUCAUUGGCAUGAUGGAUCCCUUCCUGCAGGGGUACCAGGUGAUAUGCAGGUAUCUGUGCGAGGAGACCGCCGAACGUCUGACAGAAAAACAGUUCGUCCCUGCUGUCCGGAACUUCAUGGUCAAACAAAUCCUUGCAGGCGGUCUUAGGUACUGUGAGGUGUUGUCGUCAGACCUGCAGAAAAAUGCACUGGCCGCUUUGCAGAGACUGGGUGCUGUGCAAAAGGUCAAAAGAGCGGACCAAGUGACCCUGAGAGUGGACAAGCUGAUGGUGAGCUCGUUGGAAGACACUUUAGGAGGUAAGCAGCCCACCCAGAAAGCUGCUCUGGCCCGCCUCUAGCUCGCGGGUAUCCUUGGCCAAGGGGAGCUCUGGAGUGUCGGCCUCGUUUCCCGUGAGCCGCUGUCCCGUCUAAUGUCAGCGUGACUCCGGCUGCUGUGGCCGGCCGACCGCAAAGACUGUCUGUCUGCAGCAGAGGAGCUGUCUGACGAGUCCUCCCUUCUCGUCUCUUCCUCACCUUUUUUUUUUGUUUUAACUAAAUAAUGAAGACCUUUCAAGCGGCGUCACUGAAAUCUUUGGCUUACUUCAAAUAACCAACCGUUGACUUAAGCAACCCUCUAAAUGCUUCUGCGAGCGCUGCAUCCCCCGAGAAGAGCAGCCACCCUCCAGCGCUGCGCUCGACGAGUGUUUUCUAAUACCCUGGUUUGGACCUACUCUCUCUUUUUCCAUGCAAUAUUUUUUUACUGUUGCAAACACCUUCGGUCUGGGAUCAAUUUGCUUUUGACACUUUACGUAUUUAUUUUUUACAAGACCUGUGGUGUGGAGCUGCCCUUCCUGAUACUGUUGCCUUGUCGUCGUUUUAUAUCCGUGGAGACGUUUUUGUCUGUCGACCCCGUAGAGGAAAGACUUACGUAGCUACGUGCAAAUUGUCAAACUGGGUAAAAAAUGGUUUGGUAUCUUGUGUAUUUGAAUAACAUGCAAACACAGGUUUCUAUUCUUGGGUUGAACUUGCCAUAGAGCUGGGGCGUCCGGGUAGCGUAGUGGUCUAUUCUGUUGCCUACCAACAAGGGGGUUGCCGGUUCAAAUCCCCAUGUUGUCUCCGGCUUGGUCGGGCGUCCCUACAGACACAAUUGGCCGUGUCCGCGGGUGGGAAGCCGGAUGUGGGUAUGUGUCCUGGCCGCUGCACUAGCGCCUCCUCUGGUCGGUCGGGCGCCUGUUUGGGGGGGGGGAAUAGCGUGAUCCUCCCAUGCGCUACAUCCCCCUGUUGAAACUCCUCACUGACAGGUGAAGAGAGGCGGCUGGUGACUCCACAUGUAUGGGAGGAGGCAUGUGGUAGUCUGCAGCCCUCCCCGGAUCGGCAGAGGGGGUGGAGCAGCGACCGGGACGGCUCGGGAGAGUAGGGGUAAUUGGCCGGGUACAAGUGGGGAGAGAAAGGGGGAAAAUUCCAAAAAAUCAAAAUCAAAAAACGACUUGCCAUAGAACUAAACCAAAGGGUGCACAAAAAGACUUGCCCGGGGAUCAGGUCCUAUUCAAGACCUGUUCCUGCAUAAAUAAGUAAAAGAAAGUGGGGGGGAAACAACUAUCGCGUGCUAAAACAGUGGCACAGGAUCUGCAAUAUUUUAUGCAAAUGUGUCUUAAAUGCUCUUCAGGGUGGAUGGAUAGAGAAUACGAGGAUUAUUUGCAGAUCCAUGACUAUGCUUAACUUGGUCAUCCUCUUAGCCAAAUUAUUUUUACGUCGGCUCUGUGCAUAACUCUAAUCCAUUGACUUCCGGUUUCUACUGCAGCGGUCAUACCGGUUUCCUGUUUGUUGGCGCGCGCUAUUGACGACGGCCUAUUUUUCGCGAUGCCUGCAAGAUUUACCGUGGAUAAAUGUCAGCCACGUGCACACAACUGUCCACGCACUUUCACCUGCACCAGCCAGCACACGGGAGACACGUUUCAAGUUGUACAUAUCAAGUUACGUCCACAACCACGAGGACGAGGACGCUCAUCCCCGUAACUGCGGACGUUUGUGGACAGUUGUGUGCACGUGGUUGACAUUUAUCCGCGGUAAAUCUUGCAGGCAU
This is a messenger RNA of Lampris incognitus (smalleye Pacific opah), 3903 nucleotides long. RefSeq names its product glyceronephosphate O-acyltransferase (gene gnpat). Gene Ontology annotation, molecular function: glycerone-phosphate O-acyltransferase activity. Lineage: Eukaryota; Metazoa; Chordata; Actinopteri; Lampriformes; Lampridae. Gene Ontology annotation, biological process: ether lipid biosynthetic process. The transcript is spliced from 17 exons. The coding region runs from base 122 to 2179 and encodes 685 amino acids. The record is from RefSeq and is a predicted model, not a curated record. Gene Ontology annotation, cellular component: peroxisomal membrane; mitochondrial membrane.